Messenger RNA from Nanorana parkeri, 1096 nucleotides. Its product is annotated as cGMP-inhibited 3',5'-cyclic phosphodiesterase B-like. The transcript is spliced from 3 exons. The record is from RefSeq and is a predicted model, not a curated record. The annotation marks the transcript as partial. Lineage: Eukaryota; Metazoa; Chordata; Amphibia; Anura; Dicroglossidae.
CGCGCGAUGCUGGGCAGCAGGACGACAUGAGGCAUCGGGCAGCAUGAAGCAGCCGGAUAGCCCGGACGGGUUCCGGAACGGCUAUGUAAGGAGCUCGGUGACCCCUCUGAAGCCGGACCCGCCCGGGGGCCCCUGGUGGCCCGCAUGGCCCGGACGUUUGCGCUGCUACGCGCUAUGGUGCGCCGCGGUGGCUGCGUUGGCCGCCGCCUGUUGGCAGAGCACAGGGUGGGCGCAGAGUUUGGUGCUGGCCCUGAGCCCCCUCUUCAGUCUGGGCUGCGCUUUCUUCUUCCUGACCUGCUACCUGGCCCGGUCCCAGAGGGGCAGCGGGGCUCUGUGGCUGCUGGCACUGCCCGUGUGCUGCCACUGCGGGGAUGUGCUGGGUGCCCAGCUGCUGCCAGGUGGAGAGGUGGCACGGCUGCUGGCGGUGCUGCUGUGUGUGGGGCUGCUGACCCUGUGGCAGGCUCUCCGGCUGUGGCACAGUGUGCUGGUGCUGCUCUUCUCCAGCCUGGUAUGGCUCAUCUCCCUUACCAGCCUCAGCUGGGUGUCCCAUGCCAUCAGAGCCCUGGGAGGUUGCCUGGUGGGGCUGGCCGGCUCUCUGCUGGCUCUCUUCUUCUGCCAUUGCUUCCACAUCCGGGAGAACCAGCCCAAGACUGGGCCACUGCUGGAGGACAAGGUGCCAGUCAUCAGACCCAGGAGGAGGUCCAGCUGUGUGUCCCUGGGGGAGACCUCCAGCAGCUACUAUGGAAGCGGCAAGAUGUCCAGGAGACCUUCCCUGCCCUGCAUCUCCCGGGAGCAGAUGAUCCUUUGGGAUUGGGAUUUGAAGCAAUGGUACAAGCCUCAGUAUCAGAACGCUGGUGGAGGGAACGGCGUUGACCUCUCCGUGCUGAACGAGGCCCGAAACAUGGUCUCCGACCUGUUGGUGGACCCCUCCCUCUCGCCCCAAGUCGUGUCAUCACUACGCAGCAUUACCAGUUUAAUGGGGACGUUCUCCGGCUCCUGCCGGCCGAAAGUCAACCCGUUCACCCCUUUCCCUGGGUUCUACCCCUGCGCCGAGAUGGAAGACCCCAUGGACAAGGGAGAGAGAAAGUUCCACAAG